AAUUGAAUAAUUAGCUACUAUGGCAUUUCCUACUUUGUUCCCAGAUGGUAAAGGAGAUCCUACUAACAGUGCUACAAUGCGUGAUGUGACCCUUGGAGAUAAAAUAAAACAUUUGAUUAAAUUUGCUGAAUAUAAUAAUGGUAAAUGGGCUUAUAGGUUUGCAAGUCACCCACGGUUUGCUUAUUGGGCAUUCAACAUGAUUCAGAGGCACAGACUCCUUAGUCAGGGAAAUAUUUUUUUAAAGCAAAACCCUGGUGAAGCUAAGUUAACUGUAGAACAACUUCAACAAAUGCUUCAAACAAAUACGUAUUCUACUUUAAUGUCAAAACUUAUGCAUUAUGCUAAAAAUGUUACUGGUAGCAAUAGCUAUUGGCACAAAGCUAAAGAGGAUUUGCGAGCAACCAUUGCUCAAGUAGGACCGCCUACUAUAUUUUUUACUUUAUCUUGUGCUGAGUACCAUUGGCCUGAAUUUCAUGAACUCUUUUGUGACCCUCACUCUGAAACACUUCAACCAGCAAUCAGGCAGCAAAAUGUUCUUCAAAAUCCACAUAUCUUGGAUUGGUUUUUUACUGAGCGAACAGAUCGUUUUGUCAAGUUUUGGUUAAAAGAGUCAUUAGGGGCUUCUUGGCAUUGGUACAGAUACGAGUAUGCAGUUCAGAGAGGUUCAAUUCAUUGUCAUGGAGUUGCAAAAUUGAAAAAUGAUCCAGGACUUUGCGAACUGACAGAAAUUGCAUUGCAAGGUUUUUUAGCAUCAAAGCAUAUCAAUGAGAACAAAGGAAAUUUGUCAGAAGAAGAAAUAUUAGAACUGGAGACUAAGAUAAAUCAAGGUAUACAAGCAGAGUCUGUUGUUUGUCAGUAUGUUGACUUUAUACUAACAACUUGGAAUCCAUGUUCCCCAGAAGAAGGGUGGUCCAAACCAGAUUCUCAUCCAUGUCAAACCCAGUAUCUGUCUUUGAAUGGCAAACAAAAAGAGGAAGACUAUGUGAAUUUAUUAAACUCUGUUGAGAGACAUACAAUGUGCAGUACUAAGUAUUGUCUAAGGGAAACUAGCAAAAAUGAAUUAGCCUGUAGAUUGAAAUUUCCUUUUGAAAAUUGCCCAAAGACAAGAAUAGAUUUUGAACCAAUAAACACUAAAUCAGGCCAAACCAAGUAUAGAGCAACCAUUGUUACUAAGCGAAAUGAUUCAAGAUUAAAUCGUCACCAACCACUGCAGCUCCAAGGAUGGAGGGCAAAUUGUGAUAUUCAAAUUAUUAUAGAUUAUGUGGCAUGUUUGGAAUAUCUUGUGAAAUACACAUCAAAAGGAGAAAAAGCUUCUUCAGUUCUAAAUAAUGCAUUCACCAAUGUAAUUAGUAAAGCAUCGGACGAAAGUGACAUUCAUAACAUUUUGAAGCAAAUUAUGAUCAAAAGUGUCGGACAACGAGAUUAUUCAAUCCAAGAAGUUAUGCAUCAUUUACUCUCACUCAAAUGUGUAAGUGCAACACAUGAAGUAAUAAAUACAUCUCUUGAUGGUUCACGAAGAGUACAGGUGUCCAAAAAUAAGGAUUUUUGUACAAUCCCAUCCAUGUUGGAUAUUUAUGCUGAACGAGAGAAGUUUAUUAAGACAUUUCCAGACAUACUGACAUAUAAUUUUUUGCAAUUUACCUCCACAUUUGUAAGCAAAAACUCAAAACUGGAGAAAAGGAAGCAACCUGUAAUAGUUAAAACUUAUCCCAAAUUUUCUUCAAAUCCUCAAAAUCAGCAGUAUGGGCUGUUCUGUAAAUAUCAACUGCUAAAAUAUAAACCUUGGCAACAUGUAGCAGACAAUGCAUGGGACAAUCUUGAACAGUGUGAUGAAACUUAUAAAGCAUGUUGGAUGAACUUUUUGUGUAGUGAUUGUGGGAAGAACAGUGUUCCUGACUGGGAAUUGCAAUUGAGCAGCUUAAAAGCAGCCAUUAAUCUGGAAAAUGAAAAUGAAAACAUGGAAAUUAUAGAGGAAGAAAAGGAAGAGUGGAUGUUUAUGUCAGAACUGAAUUUACAGGAGUUGAGCACAGAUACUGAAUAUAACUCGACGUUAGCUCCUGAAGGAUAUUGGCACAAUGUUAGUGAACAUUUUGACGAUGUUGAUCUACUUUCUGUUACUUCUUGGUUAAAUACUCAGAAAAAUAAAAAUGAACCAAGUUGGCACAUAUCAUCAAGAGUAAUAGAUAUUUCAAGUUUUAGUAGCGAUCAAUUGUUGGCAUACCAUAUCAUUCUAAAUCACUUCAACAGCAGUAAUGAACUGCCUUUGCAUCUACUUGUUAAAGGAAUUGCAGGUUCAGGAAAAAGCUAUGUUAUUGAUGCUGUAAGAAAUGUUCUUAAGGAAAAAUGUCAAGUACUAGCAUAUACUGGAAAGGCCUCUUUUAAUGUCAAGGGUGUAACACUGCAUUCUUUCCUCAAACUACCAAUUGGUUCAAAAAGACUCUUCGAAUUGAAAGGAAUAGCUUUGCAACAACUUCAAACUAAUUUACAAAACAUUCAGUAUUUGAUUAUAGACGAAUAUUCAUUUGUUGGCCAGAGCUUAUUUGGGUGGAUAGAUUGUAGAUGCAGGCAAGCUACAGGUUUAGCUGAUCAAGCUUUUGGUGGUCUUUCUGUUAUUCUGGUCGGUGAUAUAGCACAGUUAUCCCCAGUUGGUGAUAAACCACUUUUCCAUUCUUUGCCAAAAUCAGAAAAACAGAUUCAGGGUCACCUCAUAUAUAAAGAGUUCAAACAAGUCGUCACAUUGUCAGUGAAUCAUAGAGUUGAUGGCAAAACUAAUGCCCACAGCUGCUUUAGAGAUCUCCUCAUUAGAGCACGAAAUGGAGAAUCCACUUUGGCAGAUUGGCAGACAUUGUUAUCUAGAACUCCUGAAAAUGUAACAAAUAUUGAAGAAUUCCUAACAUCAUCUGUAAGGCUAUCCUAUCUGAAGGCAAAAGUUGCAGAAAUGAACUUGAUCAAAUUAAAAAAUGUAAACCAGCGAAUAGCAACAAUCAAAGCCCGUCAUUCUGGUGGUGCUCAAACACUUAGCUCUGAUGAAAUGGGAGGAUUAGAACCUGUCAUAUAUUUAGCUAAAGGUGCUAGAGUUAUGCUCACUAUGAACAUGUGGACAGAAGUUGGUCUUUGUAAUGGUGCACUAGGAACUGUAUUAGAUUUUGUAUAUGCUGAUGGGCAAACUCCUCCAGCCCUGCCUAUUUGUGUUCUUGUACAGUUUGAUGAACAAUAUAAUGGACCUUCUUUAACUGCAAGUGUUCCAAGAUGCGUUCCAAUUUCUCCAAUAACCCAAAUUUCACAAAACAUAGGUCACACAUGUGAAAGACAACAACUUCCUUUAAAGCUAGCAUGGGCUAUGACUAUUCACAAAAGCCAAGGUCUGACUCUUAAAAAAGCAUGGAUAGAUCUCGGCCCUUCAGAGAAUUCACCUGGUAUGACAUAUGUGGCUCUUAGUAGAGUAAAAAGACUCCAAGAUCUCAUAAUUGAGCCAAUGACAUUUGAAAGGUUGCAAGCUUACAAAAAAUCAAAUUUUUUGAAAUAUAGGUUAAUUGAAGAAAAGAGACUUGAUUCUUUAUCUCUAAAUGCUUCUAAAAAUGGUCAUCAUGAGUAACUUUGACUUAAUACAGUAAGCAUGUUCUCCAAAAGCUAAACAAGACAUCCAAAUACCAAUUAUUGUGUUCCCCUGUUUUUCUUUGUUUGACUUGAUUUAAUUAUUGUCUUUGAAAAGCCUCUGGAGGAAAGUCAAUAAAAUAUGUAUCUAUGUGUGAUGUAUUUUUAAUUUGUAAAACAUUUUUUG
Molecule: messenger RNA, 3781 nt
Organism: Stylophora pistillata
Lineage: Eukaryota; Metazoa; Cnidaria; Anthozoa; Scleractinia; Pocilloporidae
Source: RefSeq, a predicted model, not a curated record